UUUGGAUAGGCUUGGUCGAUCCCAAACCGAGCGCGUACCGUACCCCCAUAUUGCCCACUGUGUAUUAAAGGAGAUUUGACUCGGAAUUAGCAUUGCAAUCGUAAUAAAGGUGACGUCAAAAUGGUGUUUUUUGAAGUCUGUGGACCAAACGAAGCCUUGAUCAUUUCAGGAUGUUGUCAUUCAGAACCAUUGAUGGUGUCUGGAGGCAGGACCUUCGUCAUCCCCAUCCUGCAACAAAGUCAACGGAUUUCACUCAACACCAUGACCCUCAGGAUUGAUACUGACAAUGUUUAUACCAGGCUUGGUGUACCGAUCUCAGUCACAGGUAUUGCACAGGUCAAGGUUCAAGGGUCAAGCAAGGACAUGCUGAAGGCAGCCGCACAGCAAUUCCUUGGAAAGUCAGAGAGACAGGUCGAGCAGAUUGCCAUGGAAACACUGGAAGGUCAUCAGAGGGCAAUCAUGGGUACCAUGACAGUUGAGGAAAUUUACAAGGACCGCAAGAAGUUUUCCAAAAAUGUGUUUGAAGUUGCUUCUUCAGACUUGUUCAACAUGGGAAUCUUUGUUGUCAGCUAUACACUCAAAGAUAUCAGAGAUGAAAAUGGUUACCUGAAGGCUCUUGGUAUGGCCAGGACAGCUGAAGUGAAGAAGGAUGCUCGUAUUGGUGAGGCAGAAGCAAAGAGAGAUGCAGGAAUCAGGGAAGCCAGAGCAAUGGAAGAGAAGAUGGCUGCUACAUAUCUGAACAGUGCUGAGGUUGCUAAGGCUAAGAGAGAUUUUGAGUUGAAGAAAGCGGCCUAUGAUAUUGAAGUCCAGACUAAGAAGGCUACCUCAGAGUUGGCCUAUGAGUUACAGGCUGCCAAGACCAAGCAAGCCAUCAAAGAAGAACAGAUGCAGAUCAAAGUAGUGGAACGUUCUCAACAGAUCCAGGUCCAAGAACAAGAGAUUGCUCGCAGGGAGAAGGAACUACAAGCUACUGUUAAACAACCAGCUGAAGCAGAACGAUACAGACUGGAAACCAUUGCUAAUGCUAACAUGAAGCGUGUGAUGCUUGAAGCUGAGGCAGAGGCAGAGUCCAUCCGAGUGAAAGGAGAGGCUGAGGCGUAUGCCAUUGAACAGAAGGCUAAGGCAGAGGCAGAACAGAUGGCCAAGAAGGCUGAUGCUUGGAAGGAUUAUCAAGAUGCUGCUAUGGUGGACAUGGUCUUGGAUGUUCUCCCCAAGAUUGCUGCCGAGAUUGCUGCUCCGCUGUCUAAGGCUAAGAAGAUUACCAUGGUGUCCAGCGGCAAGGGAGAUGUAGGUGCUCAGAAGCUGACUGGUGAAGUCAUGGAUAUCAUGGAUAGGAUCCCUCUAUUGGUAGAGAAUAUGACCAGCGUUAACAUCAGCAAGGCCAUCAAGGCUACCAGAGUCUAAGCAACCAAUGCUACCAGAGAGAGUCUAAGCUUGGAUCAGAUGUGACCAAUCCAGUAUGCAGUGUUCUUACAUUAGAACCACAUUAGAACCACAUUAUAUCCAUAUAUGUUUAGUCAUGUUGUGUCGGGUCAGUCAGUGAUAUUAUCAUCCAUUCAAUACCAUCAGAGAGAGAAGGAAUGUCAUAUGUGUACCAUUGUUAUCCCAUCUAUCAAUACUGAGUGAUUCUGUAUGUAUUUAGCUACCAUUGAGUGUUUUAUUCCAUAAUUUGCUAAUGAAUGGGAUUUAAUUUGUAUUAUAUUUAUAUAUGUACUGUUUGAAAUAAAUGGUUGUUCCAAUAUAUUGUUACAUGUAUAUCUUUCCUAAACAACAAUGUACUUGUUGGAUGGUGUACCUGUAUACAUGGAGAAGGGGGAGGGGGAGGGGGGUGAUUAUGCAAAGAAGUGAUAUUUAAAUGUUUUUUAAAGAAGAAUUGGCUUAUAUUCUGAAUAGAAGUGUAGUGGGGUAAUCUACGAUUGCACAAAUAAAGUUUGGUAAGGUGUAUAUUGGACAGUGCUCAAGAAGUAAUAUCAGGAUUAUAUAGAACCAAUUUUUAAAUUACAUCCCAAUAUUUUUCCAAGAAUACUUUCUCAUAUAAUAAAGUAAUGAGGCUUAUAUAAGGUAUGUUGCACUUAAGCAGGUGUGUUUUAUUGGAUACAAAUAUAGCCUUCAUGACCUCAAUGACUUAAAUCAUGCACACUGGAAAGACUGUUGUCAAGUGCUAUUAAAGAACUGACUUAUACAUUUAAAGCAACCAGUCUUAAUAUUUCCUAAAUCAAUGAAAUUGUGUGCUAACAAAAAUGAUCAAAAAUCUGCUCCAAUAUUGCCUGCCUACCAUAUCCCAUAUAUUAAACCAUUGUACAUAUAUGUAUAUUAAGAUGUAUUAUUGUAUUUGAUAUUCUUAAAUGUAGUGUUUUAUACUUAUAGUAGUUGAUUGAGGAAAGCAUCGGGAUGAGACUUGUUUGGUCUGAACUGUGGUUUAUGACAUGAUGAGAAGUUUUUUUACAAUCCAGAUUCCAUUUUUAAAAGUAGAGUUUCUAUCCCUAUACCCUUUAUUUUGUUUGCCCCCUUAAAAAAAUUGCACAAACAUUUUGCCUUUUUAUGAUUGUUUUCCUCUGAACCAAAUGUCUUUCAUUCAGAAAGAAACCAUUCUUAAUGUUGAUAAAGUAAAGGGGUAAGGGUCUGUAAUAUUCUUCUUCUCAUAACAAUUUGUUGAACCUUUUCUUGAAAGGAGACGCUGCAGCUUUUCAUAUACAGUACACUACGAUAAGUACUUCCUAGCAUUCUCUUUUGAUUAUCUUAGUCUAGUUCAACUUUAAUAUUUUCUUUUUAGAGAUUCUUUCAUUUUGUUUCAGGGUAGUGUGUAACUGGCUCACAUAAUUAUGAUCAUUAAGACAACAAACCAAAUGACCUGAGGAGAUGACCGGAGGAGAUGACCAGAGGAGGUGAUGAUACAGUGGUCCCUUUUCUCUCAUUUCUUUCCAUAGAAUACGUCUGGUUCAUGUCUUACCCUACCAGAAGUAAUCUUAUCUGUAAUGUAUAACCUAUGCAUAUAUACAUCUAUGAAUUUAAAAGCAUUUAAACCUAUGUAUCCAACUUAUUUGUCAUGUAUUGUCAUGCUUGUAGUAUGCAAUGGAAACAUGUAAUUAUGAUGAACUAUUCAUGUUCAAUUCAUUAAAUAUCUGAAUUGGUUGAUUCUUGUACAAAUUUGAUCAUUGUUUUCAAUUAUCAUUGACAGAGACAGCUUUGUUCAUCUUAGCAUAUCAUUAUACUGCAAGAUGUCAGGGUAAAUUUAACAGACUGUUAAGGUGAUAAACAGUAAUUAUCCUUGCACCUUUGAAUAUGAAUCAUAAAGUGAAAAGCAUUCUUAUGAUUCUUACAAACAAUUCAUCUCCAAUGUCAUUGCAAUCAUCUUUUUUUUUUAUUGAGAUUUGUUCUGUCAUGUAAAUCAUUUAUCAUUUGAUUGAAUUUGUCAAUAAAAUGUCUGUAGUUGUGAAAAGGUA
Strongylocentrotus purpuratus (purple sea urchin) is the source of this 3443-nucleotide messenger RNA. It is a transcript of the gene flot1, whose product is annotated as flotillin-1. Gene Ontology annotation, cellular component: plasma membrane. Lineage: Eukaryota; Metazoa; Echinodermata; Echinoidea; Camarodonta; Strongylocentrotidae. The transcript has 11 exons. The record is from RefSeq and is a predicted model, not a curated record. The coding region runs from base 121 to 1404 and encodes 427 amino acids. Gene Ontology annotation, biological process: positive regulation of endocytosis; positive regulation of cell-cell adhesion mediated by cadherin; protein kinase C signaling.